CAGAAUUUGUGCGCAGUUGGUUCCCGGGCCGGGCUGUUAAAUGGUGGCACCGUGAGGGACAUUGGAUGACUUUGUGCUGUUUUUAGCCGUUCUACAGUAGCGACUCCAUUCAUUUAGACAGGCAGCGGUCGCCUGAACCAUGGAGGCUCUUAUUCCUGUUAUUAACAAGCUGCAGGACGUGUUUAACACAGUGGGCGCGGAUAUUAUCCAGCUGCCGCAGAUCGCAGUGGUGGGAACGCAGAGCAGUGGGAAAAGCUCUGUUUUGGAGAGUCUGGUGGGCCGGGACCUCCUGCCCCGUGGGACAGGCAUCGUCACCCGCAGACCGCUCAUCCUGCAGCUGGUGCACGUAGACCCAGAGGACCGCAGAAAGACGAGUGAUGAGAACGACCCCAAUGCCUGGAAAAAUGGACACCUUUACAAAGGUGUGGACGGUGAGGAAUGGGGCAAAUUCUUACACACCAAAAACAAGAUCUACACAGAUUUUGAUGAAAUCAGACAAGAAAUUGAAGCUGAAACAGAAAGAGUUUCUGGCAACAACAAGGGCAUUAGCGAUGAGCCCAUCCACUUAAAGAUCUUCUCCCCUCAUGUGGUUAACCUCACUCUGGUGGAUCUGCCUGGUAUCACCAAGGUUCCUGUUGGUGACCAGCCCAAAGACAUUGAGAUCCAGAUUCGUGAGUUGAUCCUGAAGUACAUUAGCAACCCUAACUGCAUUAUCCUGGCAGUCACAGCUGCCAACACAGAUAUGGCCACCUCUGAGGCCCUUAAAGUGGCCCGGGAAGUCGACCCUGACGGCCGAAGGACGUUGGCUGUAGUGACAAAGCUGGACCUGAUGGACGCUGGAACAGAUGCGAUGGAUGUGCUCAUGGGCCGAGUCAUUCCUGUCAAACUGGGACUCAUAGGAGUUGUCAACAGGAGUCAGCUAGACAUCAACACCAAGAAAUCCGUUGCUGAUGCCAUUCGUGACGAGUAUGCCUUCCUCCAGAAGAAGUAUCCUUCCUUAGCCAACAGAAACGGAACCAAAUACUUGGCCAGAACGUUGAACAGGUUGUUAAUGCACCACAUCCGGGACUGCCUUCCAGAACUGAAGACCCGUAUCAAUGUUCUAGCUGCUCAGUACCAAUCUCUACUCAGCAGCUAUGGAGAGCCUGUUGAUGACAAAAGCGCUACUCUUCUGCAACUCAUAACCAAGUUUGCUGCUGAGUACUGCAAUACUAUAGAGGGAACAGCCAAAUACAUAGAGACAGCUGAACUGUGUGGCGGUGCAAGAAUUUGCUAUAUUUUCCAUGAGACGUUUGGUAGGACGCUGGAAUCAGUAGACCCCCUCGGUGGGCUCACAACCAUAGAUGUUCUCACAGCUAUCAGAAAUGCUACGGGUCCACGUCCUGCUCUGUUUGUGCCAGAGGUGUCGUUUGAGCUGCUGGUAAAGAGGCAGGUGAAGCGCCUAGAGGAGCCCAGUCUCCGCUGUGUGGAGUUGGUGCACGAGGAGAUGCAGAGGAUUAUUCAGCACUGCAGUAACUACAGCACCCAGGAAUUACUGAGGUUUCCAAAGCUACACGAUGCCAUAGUUGAAGUGGUUACAUCUCUCCUGAGAAAGCGUCUUCCUGUUACUAAUGAGAUGGUUCAUAAUUUGGUGGCUAUUGAGUUGGCGUACAUCAACACAAAGCACCCAGAUUUCGCAGAUGCUUGUGGACUCAUGAACAACAAUAUUGAGGAACAGAGGCGGAACCGAAUGAGGGAACUUCCUUCAGCGGUACCACGUGAUAAGUCUCUGAAGGGUCCCGGUGGGCAAUCUCUGUCCCCCAGUGAUCAGCCCCAGGCUGAUGGUGAUGCCCUCAAGGCGGUAGGCCCACAGGGGGAUCAGGAAACAGGAACAGGGAACUGGAGGGGGAUGCUGAAGAAAGGAGAGGAAGGCCAGCCAGAAGAUAAGUUUAAACAGCAGGGUCCUCUACCAGCCAGCCCACAGAAAGGUCAUGCAGUUAACCUGCUUGAUGUGCCUGUCCCGGUUGCCAGGAAACUCUCUGCUCGUGAGCAGAGAGACUGUGAGGUUAUUGAGAGGCUCAUCAAGUCCUAUUUCCUCAUCGUGCGCAAGAACAUCCAGGACAGUGUGCCAAAAGCAGUGAUGCACUUCUUGGUAAACCAUGUGAAGGACAGUCUGCAGAGUGAGCUGGUAGGACAGCUGUAUAAAUCAGCACUGCUGGACGACUUGUUGACUGAGUCGGAGGACAUGGCCCAGCGCCGCAAUGAGGCUGCAGAUAUGCUCAAGGCCUUGCAGAAAGCCAGUCAGGUUAUUGCUGAGAUCCGGGAAACACACCUGUGGUGAGGGUCCCUGCGUGCUGCACAGCUCCCCCAUCGCCCUGCCCACUGUCUGCGCUCAGUCCUGCCUCGCAGACCUCUCAGACAGCCAACUUGAAAAUGCACUGGUGUCAGUUUGUGUGUGAAUAUAUAGUUUUAUUAUGUUACAUGCCGUGGACUCUCAUUGAAGUACACUGAGGGCAGCACAUAUCAUCCUGUCACACCCGCACACCGUCCUCUAGAGUAGCGUCUCAGAAAUCUCCAGUAUAUUCAGUAUACAACCACGUUAGCCUCAUUUCUGUGUGCGGCCUACCAAGCGAUGUGUGUCCCAGAUGUAGCUUCGAUUAAAGGUAGUGAUGUAAAAAGAG
This is a messenger RNA of Astyanax mexicanus (Mexican tetra), 2660 nucleotides long. RefSeq names its product dynamin 1-like (gene dnm1l). NCBI's taxonomy places the organism in Eukaryota, Metazoa, Chordata, Actinopteri, Characiformes, Acestrorhamphidae. Gene Ontology annotation, cellular component: cytoplasm; mitochondrion; membrane. The record is from RefSeq and is a predicted model, not a curated record. The coding region runs from base 140 to 2320 and encodes 726 amino acids. Gene Ontology annotation, molecular function: GTP binding; GTPase activity; microtubule binding. Gene Ontology annotation, biological process: mitochondrial fragmentation involved in apoptotic process; mitochondrial fission. The transcript is spliced from 20 exons.